AUGGAAAAGACUUUGUUUGCGCUUAAAGAGUCACAAAGCAUUCACAUUUCUUUGGAUGAUUUAACCAAAUGUGGAGUGAAAGAUAAAAUUAAUAUUCGAGCAUUGCAAAACGAUUUGGGUCCAAACGAAGACAUAACCGCAGUUUAUGCGAAUAAAAAAGAUUUUGAACAAACCGAAGGUGUAAAACAAGCUUUCUCAUCUGCACCUAAAAGCGAUACUGAAUGUGGGCCUAUUGAUGGCAUACCUGACAUCUCAAAACCUAUGCCAAACGGAGAAUCAUUCAACAAUUUGUUUUUUAAGGAAAAUAUAAGCCCUAAGUACGAAACAUCGCAUAAUAAUUUGGGUAACAUGGAAGACUUAACCCCACAGUGUGAGAGUAAACAUCAUUCUGGACCAACCGAUAAUGCAAAAGAAGCUUUCACACCUGAAGUUGAAACCAAAAAUGAAUGUCAGUCUAUUUUGAGCAUAUCUGACUUUUCAAAACCAAUAUCACGUAGAAAAUCCCUUAACAAUUUGCCUUUUAUGGAAGUAGUAAUAACAGAAUAUGAAAAUCAAAAUAGUUCUCAACCAACUGAUGAUAUUAAAGAAAAGGUCACAUCUGCAAAAAUAGAAAAUCAAAAUCCCUCUAAACCAGGUGACGAUAUCAAAAAAACGCACACAAUGAAACAGAAAAGUGAAAGUAAGGUUCUUAAUGAUUUGGACCAUACAGAAGACGUAACAUUAGUUUUUAAUCAGCCAAAUAAUUCUAAAUCAACUGGCAAUAUAGAAAUAGCUUUCAUAUCUCAAAAAAAUUAUAACGAAUAUGAAUCGCUUGAUAAAAUAUCUGAUAUUUCAAGAUCGAGAACUCAAGUGCCUAUCAAUUUGGCUAAUGAGGAAUGCGUAACCACAGGUUAUGAAAAUAAAAAUCAUUCUGAACCAAUUGAUGAUAUAAAGGAAGCUUUGAUAUAUGCAAUCAACGAAGAAAAUGAACUAAAGUCUAUUGAUAGUUUCAGUGAUAUUUCACAAUCCAUGUCUUAUGGAAAAUCCCGCUACAGUUUGGUUAAUAAAGUAGACGUAACCCCACAGUAUGAGAGUAAACAUCGUUCUGAACCAAUUUAUGAUACAAAAGAAGCUUUCACUUCUGAAGUCAAAACCAUAAACACCAUCGAUGCCAUAUCUGAUUUUUCAAAGUCCAUAACAUCACUUAACAAUUUGGUUUAUAAGGAAGUAGUUAUUACAAAACAUGAAAAUCAAAAUAAUUAUGAACUAACUGAUGAUAUCAAAGAAACGGCCACAUCUGAAAUGAAGCAGGAAAGUGAAAGUGAGGCUUUUAAUGGCGUAACUAGUAUUUCCAAACCAAUAAAACAUGAAGAAUCCCUUAACAAUUUGGCUUCUAAGAAAGUUGUAAUUACAGGAUAUGAAAAUCAAAACCAUUCUCAAACAUCCGACGAUAUCAAAGAAACCGUCGAAUCUACAUUAAAAAAAAAAUAUGACAGAGAGGCCUUUGAUAGAUUAACUGAUAUUUCCAAACCCAUAACCCAUGAAGAAUCGCUUAAUAAUAUGGCUUAUAAGCAAGUGGUAAAUACAAAAUUUGAAAAUCAAAGUCACUCUGAACCAGGUGACGAUAUCAAAGAAACGAAAACAUCUACAACAAAACUGGAAAGUGAAAGUGAGUCUUUUAAUGAUUUGGAAUCAACUAGUAAUGUAAAAAGAGCUUUCAUAUCUGAAAUAAAAAAUUAUAACGAAUAUGAAUCACUUAAUAAAAAAUCUAACAUUACAAGAUCGAUAUUUCAUGGAAAAGCGGGUAACAAUUUGGCAACACCCAUUAAUUACAAAAACAAUUCUGAAUCAAUUCAUAAUUUGAAAGGUGCUCAUACAUCUGAAGUGCAAGAUGAAGCGGCCAACAAUUUGGCUCAAAAUAAACACAUAACUAUCGUAUGUAAAAAUAAAAAAGAAUUUGAUUUAAUUACUAAUGUAGAGGCUUUCACAUCUGAAGCCGAACACGGAAAUGAAUGUGAGCCUAUUGAGAGCAUACCUGAUAUUUCACAACCCUUAUCACAGAGAGAAUCGGGUAACAAUUUGGAUAACAAGGAAGGGGUAACCACAUUUUAUGAAAACAAAAGUCAUUCUGAACCAACUGUUGAUGUGAAAGAAGCUUUCACAUCUGCAAUCAACAACGGAAAUAGACCUAAUUCUGUUAAUAGUAUCUCUAAUAUUUCACAACCUAUAUCAUAUGGAAAAUCGCGUAACAAUUUGGUUUUCAAGGAAGACGUAACUAAAAUUUAUGCAAAAGAAAGUUUCGCAACUCAAAUCAAAAACUAUAAAGAGAAUGAGUCGGUCGAUAAUACUUCCGAUUUUUCAAAGUUUUUUAAUCACGCAGUAGCGUGUAAAAAUUUGAUUCUCAUAAAAGAAAUAACCACAAUUCAUGACAAUAAAAGCCAAUUUGAGCCAACUUGUUAUGUUAGAUGUCAGUCCCCAUUUGAAGUCCAAAACGAAGCGCCUAACCAUUUGACACAAAACAAAGACAAAGCUGAAGUUUAUGACGUUGAAAAAGGGUUUGAACCAAUUGAUGUUGUAAAAGAUGCUUUAAUAGGUGCAACCGAAAACAAAAAAGCAUUUGAGCUUAUUGAAAGUAUAUCUGAUAUUUCACACCCCUUGAGAAAUAGAGAAUCUCGUAAUACUUCGGCUAACAAGGAAAUCAUAACCACAGUUCUUUCUGAAUCAGAUGAUGAUGCUAAAAAAGCUUUCAUAUCUGCAUUGAAAAUCGUAAGUGAAUGUGAUCCUUUUGAUAGCAUACCUGUUAUUUCAAAGCUCGUACCAGAUGGAGAAUCGCCUAACAAUAUGUCUUAUAAAAAGGGAAUAUUUGCAGGAAAUGAAAAUCACAAUUAUUUUGAACCAACUAAUGAAGUCAAAGAAGCGAUCACAUCAGCAAAAAAACUGGAAAAUAAAAGUGACUCUCUUGAUGGCGUAACUAACAUUUUAAACCCCAUAACAAAAGAAGAAUCGGGUUUAAGUUUGGUUCAUACGGAAGACAUAACUACAAUAUUUAAUCUGUCAAAUAAUUCUGAGUCAACUGAUAAUGUAAAUGAUGCUUUCGCAUUCCAAAUAAAAAAUUAUGUGGAUUAUGAGUCGAUUGACGGAAUAUCUGAUAUUUCAAGAUCGAUAGCUUAUGAUGAAUUGCUUCACAAUGCGGUAACUCCAGCUCAUGACAAUAAGAAAUAUUUUGAACGAAUUUAUAAUGCGAAAGGGGCUCAUAUGUCCGAAGAGCAAAAAGAAGCCCCCAACAAUUUGGCGCAAAACGAAGCCAUAAACGAAGUCUAUGAGGAUACAAAAGAUUUAGAACCAAUAAAUGAUGUAAUAGAGGCUUUCGCAGGUAAAAACGAAAACGUAAAUGUAUGUGAGUCUAUCGAUAGCAUAUCAGAUAUUUCAAAGCCCGCACUACAUGAAGAAUCACUUCACAAUAUGUCUCAUAAACAGGGAUUAAUAGCAGGACAUGAAAAUCAAAAUCUUUCUGAACCAACUGUAGAUGUCAAUGGAAGGGUCAAAACUGCAAUGAAUGAGGAAAGUGAGUCUGUUGAAGGCAUAACUGAUAUUUUAAACCUCAUAACACGAGGAGAAUGGGGUUUCAAAUUAGUUUUCACUAAAGACAUUACAACAGUACAUGAAAAUACAAAUCAUUCUGGACCAAUUGAUGACGCAAACGAAGCUUUCACAUCUGCAAUAAAAAAAACAAAUGAAUGUGCUGAUAGCGUAUCUGAUAUUUCAAAGCCCGUGUCACAAGAACCGUUCAACAAUGUGUCUUAUAUGCCUGGAAUUGCAGAUGAUAACAAAAAAACGCUCACAUCUUCAAUGAAACAGGAAAGUGAAUUUGAGCCUACUGCUGGCAUAUCUGAUAUUUCAAACCCUAUAGCACAUUUGGUUGAGAAAGAAGACGAAAGCCUAGUUCAAGAGAAGACAAAGCUUUCUGAGCUAACUGAUUAUGAAAAAGGAACUCUCAGUUUUGCAGUCAAGCUCGAAAAUAAAUGUGUACUUGUUGAUGGCUUAUCUGUUAUUCCAAACCCUAAAGCAGAUGAAGAAUCCAUCAAUGAUUUUGUUCCCAAAGCAAGCGUUACCCCAAUAGACGAAACCAAAAGGAAUUCUGAACCACUUGACCUUUUAAAAGAGGACUUUAAAUUUGCAGGAAGAAGCGAAAUAGAACGAGAGCUGUUUAAUGGAAUAUUUCACGAGACAUGUGAAGAAAAAUCCGUUGGAUUGGAAACGGUCGUUACUUUGCAUGAACAAGGUAAAAAGGAAGAUGAAGAGAAUGGUUCCAACACUGAAAAAGCAUGGAUAAAACAAGAAGGAAAUUGUAAUCUUUGUGAUGGAUCUCAUUCUACAAAAAAUAGCAAUAUAAAAUGGUUCGUGGGAACAGAACCAAUUGAAACAUCUGAGGACAAUACACCUAUAGAUAUCAGUGCUUUAAGUUGUAGAGCAACAACACCGAACUUAAAGGAAGCUUCAACUAUUUUGACUAAUAUCACAGACGAAGGAAAUUGUAAUCUUUGUGAUGGAUCUCAUUCUACAAAAAAUAGCAAUAUAAAAUGGUUCGUGGGAACAGAACCAAUUGAAACAUCUGAGGACAAUACACCUAUAGAUAUCAGUGCUUUAAGUUGUAGAGCAACAACACCGAACUUAAAGGAAGCUUCAACUAUUUUGACUAAUAUCACAGACGAAGAAUCCCUUACUAAGGAAGAACCUCAAAGUGAAGUUUACCAAAAUUCGAAAUACAGUUUUACAAACAUGAACCUUAGCACAGAUUGUGUUUUGAAAUGGCUUUCAAGAAGACAAAACUCGAUGCCAGUACAGAUUGACUCAGAAAUCUUUCGUGUAAUUCCCAAGCAUAUGCGCAAGCGAAUCAAAAGUGCGAACGGAUGUAAAACUCAAAACAUCACUUAAGCUUUUAAAAAUUGGACUUAAAAUUUUGACUUUUAAAAAAGUAAUAAGUGAAUUAAA
Molecule: messenger RNA, 4971 nt
Organism: Bactrocera tryoni
Lineage: Eukaryota; Metazoa; Arthropoda; Insecta; Diptera; Tephritidae
Exons: 7
Coding region: 1-4914 (1637 amino acids)
Source: RefSeq, a predicted model, not a curated record